AUUCAAUACGUAGCUCCCAAACUCAGAAUUGCCAGAACCGCCAGUCUGGUCGAACUAUGGGGUACACAGGUCCCUGAAAAAUUGGGCCCUGUGAUUUCAUGAUGAGUUCAAGAUCUCAAUUGCCCCUUGACGUCAGUGACGUCAGAUAUAUGUUCGAAUUGAAUGAUAUAUACUUGCGUAUAAUAUCUAGUAGACUUAUAAAUCUCAACUGAACAUCUUCUAGUGAAACUUGCAUUAGAACCAAUACAGCCACCUCAACAGAAAUAGACAAAAUGGCAUCAUCAUCCGAGACUCUGCGUAAGAUCGCCGACCAGGCGGAGCGAGAUUUGAACACCUACGGCGCUAAGACCGGCACUCAAAAGAGCUCUUCAUACGAUAACGCCGGGGUUGAUACGAGAGCUGAGAAGAAGUUUCCUGGUGCCGAAGUGCGGUACGGCACGGACGUAUCCACUAACGCCGGCUACAACAGACGAAUCCCGCCCGAGGAGGGCGGUGACGUAGAUGCCCGCGGACGACAAACCCGCGGAGAGCACUUCGAAGGCAUAGGAGGUCCACAAGAGAAAGUAGCCAGACAAGCCCGAGACUUCGGCGGCAACAACGAAUUCGACCCGGCCGGAAGCAACCGGCGCGAAGUCGGGUCCAGCGUCUCGGACCCGACGGUGGGGUAUAACCGGAGCGAGGCGAUGAACCAGGGCAAGGAGGCUGCGCGAGCUAACGUCGAGGGCGCGAAGGGUAAGCCGCGCAAGCAGUUCAAGGGGUCGAAUUACUUUACUCCGGAGAGUGUGCCCGGCAGCAUUUCCGCGGAGGGAUACGAACCCCCUGAGAGUAUUACGCAUGGCUCGAGGGAGGCGGAGGGGUAUGAGGGUAGGUAAAGAUGCGAUUGGUUUUAAAAGGGCGGGGAUGGUUCGGAGAUGGAUUGGUAUAUGCUCGAAUUAUGUAGCUCUAUCUGAAUGAACCGUCUCGUCACGAAGAUUUUUUUGUCUAAGCUGUUACGGGAUGUUGUAGCAGCUUGUCAUGCAGCCGCUGCCUGUUAUAGAAGUUGGGUCUCCGUGGCUGCCGUAGUGGCGGGAUCUGCAUAAGUUAUAGGCAUCUUCUGCAUGAUCAUUUUGAUG
Messenger RNA from Annulohypoxylon maeteangense, 1112 nucleotides. RefSeq lists its product as uncharacterized. NCBI's taxonomy places the organism in Eukaryota, Fungi, Ascomycota, Sordariomycetes, Xylariales, Hypoxylaceae. The record is from RefSeq and is a predicted model, not a curated record. The coding region runs from base 273 to 872 and encodes 199 amino acids. The transcript has 2 exons.